Molecule: messenger RNA, 12592 nt
Organism: Bacillus rossius redtenbacheri
Lineage: Eukaryota; Metazoa; Arthropoda; Insecta; Phasmatodea; Bacillidae
Gene: cdi
Product: dual specificity testis-specific protein kinase 2
Exons: 8
Coding region: 1024-3384 (786 amino acids)
Biological process (GO): protein phosphorylation; actin cytoskeleton organization
Cellular component (GO): nucleus; cytoplasm
Molecular function (GO): ATP binding; protein serine/threonine kinase activity
Source: RefSeq, a predicted model, not a curated record
ACCCUAACCUAAAAAUUAUUGUUUUUUAACUUAAGUUGGCUUAGUUGGUAUACCGGUAAGUCUAUAUAUUCCUCGAUAGUGACCAAACAUAUAGGAAGUCUACUGCAACUAUCCUUCAUAUUUAAAUAACUAUGCAAUAAAAGUUAAAUUAAUCCCACACAUUAUUUAAUCCUCUUCCGCUUUUUUUUAUAGCAGCUUGUCCCCAAUGCACUCCCCAUGGAAUUGUAGAGUUUUUAACAGACAUUAUUCACGCCUGAAAGUAAAUUGCACUUGUUUACUGCAGUUUGCUUAGCAAGCACUUUGCAACUAAUUAAUUUUUUUUCCAUACAGAUUGUAGCAAAUAGAGUCGCUAAUUAUGUGCAUUAAUUUUCAAACCUUUCCUGUACGUCCCGUGGCGGUGUGAUUUCAAAACUACUAACGCGCGGAAUGCGCGAGUGACGUCACGACGAGAUUCCGCGAUCUUCCGGCAGGCGUCGCGUCGGUCGAGAAGAUGGCGGUUGUGGUGGAGAGGCGAGAGCGAGAGAAAGUCGAGCAAUGUUGGAAUUAGAAGUUCACAAUUCAGUGUUGUGCGUGAUGCCGUCCGAGAAGAGAAGGUUCAUUUUGUGAUCUUCCGACAUUCGUCCACUUCGUCUAGUUCCGAGUGAACAGUGAGUCCGCGCCGCUUUUGCAAUGCGAAGGAUUUUAUUCGCGAUGCGUUUUGGCCAUUCCGUAAAUACCUCGGUGAUGUAUUUGUUUUGUUGAUACUGAAAACGUGCCGAAUUUUUUUUUGUAGGCGCGUCAUUGAAGUUCUUUUUUUUUUUAUGAAUGUUUUCCUUUUGUUUAUCGGCCUUGACGUCGUUUUGACCAAAUUUCUGGCGUGUCAUGCCACGGGCCCAUUCGAACGUGCGAGACGCGAGCUCGCGGACGUAGCCAGCGGGACCCGUCGGGAGUGCGGGAGAGCGGAACAUGGUCCCGGGUCUGGGACGCAGCCCCCUCGCCGUGCCCCGCCCCGGCAGAGCCGUCACCUAGCCAGGGCGCGCCGCGAUGUUCGUGAAGGCGCCCAGGGACCCGGAGCAGGACAGCUGCCCGCUGUCGCCGCUCAAGCCGAACCGAGUGGCUGGGUCGUCGUGCCAGGCGCUGAGGCACGCCGUGGCGGCGCUCAACAGGCUCGACGACUUCAACUGCGAGAAGAUCGGCACGGGCUUCUUCUCCGAAGUGUUCAAGGUGACGCACCGCGCCAAUGGACAAGUGAUGGUGCUCAAGAUGAACCUGCUGCGCUCCAACCGACCCAACAUGUUGAAGGAGGUGCAGCUCAUGAACCAGCUGUCGCACCCCAACAUCCUCGCGUUCAAGGGGGUGUGCGUUCACGAGGGACAGCUGCACGCGCUAACCGAGUACAUCAACGGCGGCAGCCUGGAGCAGCUGAUCCAGAACAGGGCCCAGGAACUGCCCCACCUCACCCGCAUGCAGCUGGCCCUGGACAUGGCGAGGGGCGUGGAGUACCUGCACUCCCGGCGGGUCUUCCACCGCGACCUCACCUCCAAGAAUGUACUGAUCAAGAGAAACGAAGAGACUGGAGAAAUGACUGCUGUCGUUGGUGACUUUGGCUUGGCAGCCAAGAUUCCUGACUCGUUGGAUGUGCGGUUGCCUACGGUUGGCUCCCCCUACUGGAUGUCCCCCGAGUGUCUCAAGGGCCAGUGGUAUAACGAGAAGUCGGACGUGUUCUCGUACGGCAUCAUCCUGUGCGAGCUGAUAGCGCGGGUGGAAGCCGACCCGGACAUCCUGCCCCGCACUGCCAACUUCGGGCUGGACUAUCUGGCCUUCACGGAGCUGUGUGGGUCGUGUCCUCCGGACUUCCUCAAGCUGGCGUUCUCCUGUUGCAACUUCGAGCCCAAGAACCGUCCGUCGUUCCCGGACAUAGUGGGGCAGCUGGAGGGCAUGGUGGCUGACUGGAAGCGGAGCCUGGAGGCUGCCGCGUCCCCAGCCGUGCUGGCCGCCUCUCCCGAGGACGGCUCCAAGGCCAGGAAGAUGGCCGCACGCAGCGAGGAGGUGAUAUCCACCACCGAGGCGUGCGACAACGCAGACUUCACGAGGCAGCCGCUCAAGAAGAAGCUGAGCCACCGACGCUCGCUGUCGGAGGUUGUGUUCCCCCCUCACACGGCGCCCAGCGACAAGGCGCGCUGCCACUUCCUGUCGUCGCGCCCUCCCUCCGAGGAGGAGCUCCUGAAGCACGUGGGCGAGAUCAUGUGCCGCGAGGAUCCGCACUACCAGCCGCCGCCCGUCGCCGAGCGCACCAACCCCUUCGCCGCGCUCUCCCAGUUCCGCGGCGUCAAGAAGAUCCUGGGUGGCGUGAACAAGAGCAGCGCCGGCGCCUCCGACCUCUUCUCGUCCUGCUUCGAGCUGCCGUCGCCCUUCUACGGGCCCACGCCGCCCACCACGCCCAUCGCCGACCCCUGCUCCCCGCCGGGCUGCCCCUCGCCCCCCGCCCCGUCGCUGUCGCUGCCCGCGUCGCCCACGCUGUCGCGCCGCCGGGGGCCCGAGGCCGGCGCCCGGCCCGGGCCGUCCAAGGCCACCCACGACCCGGCGAGGGCCAAGAAGGCCAGCACCGCCGCCUCCCUGUUCGUGCACCCCCUGUUCAGGAGCUGCGAGGCGUGCCGUGGCACCCAGCUGCGAGGCUGCUCCUCCAGCCUCAGCCUGGUGGACCCCGCCUCGCUGCCCGACACGGCCCUGCGCCGGCACGGCUCCUGCGAGUCGGGCUUCUUCAGCAGCGUGGGCGAGGACUACGGCCCGUCGGCGGCCGAGUGCGUGCCGGCCUCCGCCACGCUGUCCUCCUCCGCCGCCUCCUCGCUCUUCCUGCUGGACGACUCGGCGGUGUCGAGUGGCGAGCUGGGAGACCUGGACGACCCCGCGCCCCCGCGGACCCUCCCCUCGCUGCUGUUCGCCGCCAAGCGCUGCUCGUCCGUGUACACGGACAGCUGGGAGGACGUGUCCAGCCUGGGUGGCGACCCCUGCUGGGAGGAGCGGCCGCAGCAGAUCAGCAAGUACGUGGAGUACUUCGAGAGGAUCGGCGCCGACAUCAACGCCAGCUCGUCGCGGGCGAGGGGGCUGCCCUCCUGCCCCAGGCACCGGCGGGACGACGCCUUGUGCCGCGCGUCGGCGCUGGAGAUGGCGCGGCGGCUGGAGAGCACCGGCCUGGACGACGCCGUGCGCUCGUCCAAGAUCGCGCUGCUGAGGAGGAAGCUGGAGCGCGGCAUGGCCACGGGGAGUGGUUCCUCGGCCAGAGCGACGGUGCCGGGCGUGGAGGGACGCGUAGCUUGCGUCAAGCGGGCGGUCAAUGCCACUCAGCGGCUCAUGAUCUGCGAGGGUGCCGUCAAGUCCAAACUGCCUUUGUUCGACAAGAAGUGAGUUCUUCGAGCAGCAAGUAUGUGUGUGUCUUAUGUUUAGUUGAACAUUCGCGAAGCCCAGGAUGCAAAGAUGAAGGGUUGAUUUCAUCCUGAAGUCUGUUCUUGCAAUAUUUUACUAAUAAAGAUGCCAAUUGUGCUGUGCAAAUUUAUUUAAACUGAGUGGUUUUUUAAUAGUCAUUUGUUAAGAAACUAAUAAUGAGAAAGCAGGCAGUUUGUUAGAAACCUUGUCGCUUACAUUAAUCUGAUACAUAUCCAGCCAAAGAUAAAGAUUUAACUUCUAGGCCUAACAAAUAGGUGUGUAUAGUUACUUUCUGAUUAGAAUUAGUUUUUUAACUGAUAAUGAUGUAAUUUAGCUCCCAUUUUAAAGUUUUUUUUUUUAGUAUAUUCGUUCCUGUUAUGAACAUGGUUAUAUUUUUUUUCACUCUUCCGGUGAUAAGGAUAAUUGCAGUGAAUGCUUUAGUUUUGGUGCUAGUUGCAAAUAUGAAGUAGUGCAUUUAAUUUGUGGCUUUGCCGAGUACUUCAGAAUAGCAAGCAGUGGUAUUCUUCACCUUUCGUCUUAAUUGUGGCUUACUCUUGGACACAGUCUUUUAAGAGCUUGCUUGGUGAUAAAUGUCACACUAGAAGAAUACUACAGUUGUCAUGUCGUGGUGGCAUGGAUUGGCGUAGCAGUUUGUUCAGUAGGUCACAAAAUCUCUUAAAACAGUUGCAUUGGCCUCAAAUGGGAGCUACGUUCUUCAGUAUUGUGUUUAUUUGUCUAUUUAUUUAUUUCUAUUACAGUACUUCAGCACUACUCGGUAAGGAGCAUGUUGUGACCUUAAUAAAUUUGCAUUGGAGUGUUAGCCAUGUUAAUGAAAUUACUGUUAUUAAUGUUGUUGAGUGUUUGUGAAUGCGUUGAAAUGAAUUUUACAUAUCUAGUUACUAAUUUGUAGCAAGGUGUUUUAAAUACUACACAGUCAUACCAUCUGACACUUAUUCAUUACUUGUUGUGUGUUUUUGUAUGUGAGCAUACUGUCCUCCUGUCCAUUGAACAGGUAAAGAUGCUAAAUUUAUUUUUUAUGUUAAUAUCCCCUCCCCCCUUUCUCCCACCUCACGCCCCCUCAAGUUUUGUGAGCAUAAUAUUAAAUCUUUUGUCAGCUUGCAUUAUAAAAACAGUUUUGUGACAAACUUUAUACAUGCAGGAAGCAAAUGGUGGCAUGAGAAUCAUAGAUGUAGUAAAUGCUGAAAUUAUAUACAAAAGAUUUUUCUUUAUUUUGUAUAUGUGACAAUCUCAUAUCUUACUAAGGUUAUUGCAGCAGUAAAAAAAAUUAAAACAUGUAUACAAGUACUUAGGAUAAGUUUCAUUAACUUUAAUAAUUUUAUAGGAGAGAGUUUAGGUCAGAAAGCCUUACUUCACAGAGUUUUUUUAUUUAUAAAAAGCUCUGUUUACUAGUCCACCAGAAUAUGGUGCGCUUAAUUGAUAACAAUUGGUGCUCCUUAUUGCUUUGUUAAUUGGACACAAUAAAAUAUUUAUAAAUAAUUAAAUGUAUACUUCUCCUUGGUGGUUAAUUAUUUUGUAACUUCUUUCCUCGUAACAACAAAAUAUGUUAUUUAGACUGUCGGUCUCAGUACACAUAUUUUUGAUGGAGAACAAAGCUCUGUUGGGUGUAACAUCUGCUUCAGAAGCAAUUGCCAAUCUUUGUAUCUUGCAUGUCUCCUUUCCAUUAAUAUUCUGAGCACCUUUUGUACGUACAGACAGUGUUUCACUUCCACGUGUGUACUCUAUUAUCGCCCAGCUGUGGACACCACGCACGCGUGCCUUGCCGAAGUUCUCGUCAAUACUCACUGUUCCUCUUCAGUUUCACCCGCUGCUUGCUUGUGCAGUUCACUUGCAAGGUGUGGAUCCUGGAACACAUCCAUCAACGUGGUUUUUGUCCUGUGGCUCUUUCUUGUCCUCAUCUGGUUCCACUCUUAUCUCCCGUUCGUUCAUUCAUAUUUUUCCCUCUUGCACUCAUUUUCUGUUCCUCAGUUACAGGUUACAGCCAAAUCAAAACUUUACCAAAGACAGUUGCUGUAUUUUAUUAUAUUGCUCCAUUUAUAGUUUGUUCGUUGUACUUUCGUAUGUAAUUUUUUUUGCACUAAAAUGGCAUUUCUCGCAACAGCUUCGUUUUACCCCAAAUCAUUUGACUUUGUAAGGAAAUAGGGUGAAGAGUUCCUCAUUCUAGAGUUACACAUUCUGUUGCUGUCAUAGAAGGUUUUAACAAAUGACUCUGUUGUAGCACAUAAACAUACAACAAUAUUAUUACCUCAGUUUGUGUGUUAUUUCUCAUACCAAAUGAGUAUAAUUAUUUUCUCAUCAAGGAAAAAUAAUAAAUGCAAUUGAUUUUGGUCAUUGGCACCAUGUUGGUGGAUACAUCAGUCUUCCUUACCAAAAAAUAACCUGCAUGUAUAAAGUUGUUCUCAUUUUUUAUGUGAGUGUUCAUGCGAAGCGGCAAUCUGUUUCCUAGUAGAACCAAUACGUCCCAACUUUACCGUAUUUACCCGUGUACGGGUCGCAGAUCUUUAGCCAAUUUUUUUGUUUAUUAAAAUGUACUGUGACCCAUAUGCGAAAAUUUUCAUUUUGGGUAAAAAAAAAAUUAACAUUGCACUGUUGUGGUUGACUAUAUGUUUCAAUAACUAACCUGUGUUGGUUUUUAAUAAGUAUAUCACAAGUAAAUAUAAAUAUUUUUAUUAAAAUGUCUCAGCAGUGAGAGUGAAGCAUCAUUAACUGCGCUGUUAAGCCACCCCCUCCCUCGUCAUCAUGAACUGGCACCGUACACAAUUAUCAUGUCUAUCUCUGCAGGUUUUUGUGACACAACUGUGCGUUUUUUGCAUCAGAUUUUGUACGCUCUCUACUGCAACAUUUCAUUCAUGGCAAAAAUUGCCGUAAGAGGUGCGCAUGUUUUUAUUGAAGAAACUGACAAAAAAAAUUUGACAAGAAACUAGCCUGCUGUCUUUUCUCUCUUGGGGAAGGCGGGAAGGGGAACAUGGGUAUAUAAAGUAGCAUUUUUUUUUUCCUUUGUAUUUUUUGUUAGAUAGUGCUAGGGUGAAGGGGGGAGGAUGGACCAUAGAGGAUGAAGAGGGAAAAGACAAAGGGAAGGACAUCAGUACCAUUUUUACUUAACAGUAAGCUGAGACACGGACCAUAAAGACUUCACUUGUAUUCUAGAGAAGACAGUUUUAUGGCGCGACUCAUUCGAGGGUGACCCUUACAGUGAAAAUGUUAGAUUUUUGCCCAAAAUUAAGGGUGCGACCGAUACGAAGGGGCGACUUUUCUGCGGGUAAAUACGGUAACUGAUUUUUUGGCUCGUCGGCAUGAAUUGAUGAGAACCUAUGUGGGAGCAGGUUCAACAAGACACUACACCUGUUAAUCUCUGCAAUCUGCCAGUUGUGUUGUUGAAGCACCAACUAUUGUCCAGGGUGCAACUCCUUGUUUUGUCUUCCAGUGACCUUGUCUCGUUGUGGAUGGUGUUCAACAUAUCAUAAGCGUGAUAGUGUGGGUAGCUGUUGAACAUUGUGAUUUGUUUGCUUACCUCAUAAGGCAUUACCUCUGUGGGAAAUGGUGUGGCCUUCUUUAACCACAACUUCGUAUGUAUUUUUAAAAGUUCCGCAGAAGGAAUUUGGUUUAUGACAUCCUUAAAACAACAUAGUGAAACUUUGUGUAUUCUUGAAUCACAUUUUUCAAUAGGCAGGCUACAGUAUUUGUUUGUGUUUUUGAAAGGUUGAUUCAAAUAUUUGUAAUAAAAAAAUAAUUGUACUAUUUUAAUCAAGGAUUUUUUUAAUUGGUGUAUGAAUUUUAAAAAAAAUAUUGGUACAAUUUGGAAAACUUUACUUGCAAUUAAAUAGCAGUGUAAAUGAAAUUCUAGAAACUUCUAAACUUAUUCCAACAAUAAGAUAACCUAGUGAAUCUUGGUAUAUUUAAUUGGGGUUAAGUAAAAAGGAAAUUGGAGUCACAGAUGUUUUAGUGCAAAUCACUGAAUGGUUUUUCAAUGGUAAAUUAAAAUGCUAUUAUUUUAUGAGGGCUAGAACAAAUAUUUAAUGUGAUGUAAUCCUGUCCAAUUAUAUUAUCAAUUCUGAAAAUACUUUGUGUAUUUUAUGUUUUGAAUGUGUGUUAUUACUCAUAUUGUAUAAAACUACCAAGUUUGGUUACUGUGUUUGGCAUUAUUGGGAAAUAAUAUCAUAGUAACAUUAUUUUAUUGUUCAACUUUUUGAUUUGUGCAUUAUUUAGAUAUUUCUUUACAAGUUGUCUUUGUGAUUUAACUUAUAGUUUAAUUUAGUUUGUUUGCAGUUUUGUUCAGUGUGAUCUAGCCUCUCUUUGAAGAUAACCGUCAUUGCCAGUUGAAUGUGGUUGUUUCUUCACAGGUAUAAUGUUUUUUUAACAGCAGUGAACUUGGUUGGCAGCUUCCUUUAGGGUUCUAAGGAGUGCAGCUCUUGCUUUCAAAAGUUUCUUAUUAAAUAAGUAUAUUGUUAGUGACCGUUUAUAGUUGUAAUAUUUUUUUUAUACAUUGCAAACUGCCAGUGUGAAUGAUUCCACUCGUACAUAUGCUAACGUACACCUAUGUGUAUCACGCCAGCAUGUCGAACGAGCAUUGUCGCUUUGGCUUGCAGCCCAGGUGUCUUUGUCUGAUCCUUGCUAAUGCGUCGAACAGUUGAUCAAGUGUAAAGAUACUCAGUUUCGUUGAUGAUAUUAACUACCUUAUAGUUGUACAUACAAAUGUGGCAGCUCAAGUAUUGUUUUCCUUCAGUUUUAAUGUGCAGGAAUUGUUCACGAUUCAUUUUCUUUGAGUGAAUCGACCUGUGCCCCGUGCCGUCGUUUUUCCCCGCUGAGUCACCACAGUGCAGUAAGAUCAGAGGUCCGUAGCUUAUAUUAUCUAUAUUUGUUUGUGUAUCCUGCUUAUUUAACGUAUUUUGCAAGUGCAUGACAAUCUCGUACACUUAUGAUGGUUGUGAGGGAAAAAUAUAUAUACGUCCUUUUGUUUUAACUUUUGUUAACUGGUUUUCAUUUGAUGUGCAAAAUAAAACCAUAAAAAAUAAAAAAUAAAAAAUUUGUGGUUAGACAUUAACAAUAGAGUUAGAAAAAUCGUAAAAUAGAUAUUCUCACAUGAUUUUGGCAAACAAAUUUAAAAAAAAAAAAAAAAAAGAUACUUCAACUGAAGGAAGACGGAAAUAAAUAUGCGUGCUUAUUUUAUUACCAGUUAGGUGGUAAAAGUAUUAGACUAUUGAAAGUUAUUUUUCCGACAUAAGAAAAUUUCUUGAAUGUACGUGAUCCAUAAUUGUUUCAUAGAGCAUGUACUAGGUAUGUAGCUGCAACAUUACGUCCAAAACAUGUUUAUGAUCUUGGUAAUUCAUUCGUGCUUACUUUUGGGCAACAAAGUGUAUAUUUACUCAAAUUUGAAUCAUGCGCAGUGGGAAUGUAUCUUGCAGGCUCUAACGUGUCCCCAUCCCCGGGGUGGAACUGCAUCUUGUCAGCAGCUUCAUUUAACAUUUAACAUUUAACUUUAAAAAAUUUCUGAAAACAGCGCCUGACCAUUUACCUCAGCUCCAACCACAACUAGUAAUGGGCCAAAAACAAACAUACAAGCAUUUGACUGGUAAAUAAGUCAAAAGAAAGCAAGACAUUUAGGAUGCAUGAUAGUAGUAAAUGGAAUUCAAACUCACUAAAAAAGUUGCUAAACAUUUAAUAUAAAUAAUAAGAUAUAAACAAAUGUGGAAACAAACAAUCUACGUAUUGGCAAACAAUUUAAAAUUACUUUUACAAUGGAUUUAUCAAAGAAUUACCAACUAACAUUUAAUUGCAUGUGCAAGAGACAAAGCAAUAAUUCAAUUAUAAAUUAUUUGUUUCUCUAGCCACACAUAAGCAAACUAGAUUAUUCUGCCAAGUAUGACAAAAAAAUACCAUAACUUUAAUAGGUACAAAUUGUUUAGACACUUGAAAGCAUCUUAAAAAUAUUUACUAAAAUUAUUAUAAACGUUUGUAGAUACAACGUAAUUUGGGGAGCUUAAAAAAAUAUUAAACUAUUUGUUACACAAAAAAGUCUAACUAAAAGAUUACUAAAAAGUUAUGCCAGCAUAAUCAACUUAAAAGAAAGGUCCAUUGUGAUUCAUGAUGUAUUUCAUGUGCAGAAACGUCUUAAAAAACAUCACAGUUAUCUGUGAUUUCGAAACGGGCCAUGCCCAUUAAUUUCUCUUUAAAAUACACAAACGGUUUUGUUUGGGUUUCAAUGGCUUUUAAGUCGGCAAAUAGGGAGGCUGCCCCUCCCCCCCUCCCCCUUACUUGUAAUUGCUAAGUCCAGAGUUUGGAACAGCAUUCGCUUGAGCGAAGUAAGUCAUGCCUCAAGUUGCAGUAGGUAAAAAGGACACAAAAACACUGUUAAAUACUUGAGCAGGUUUCACUGUCUGCUUCCUUGUAGCAGCCCAACAUGUUUUUUUUUCACAAUUCCGCUGGCAAAUAUCCACUUCAAAUUUUGACACGGAAAUCUUGCUCGCGCAACUUGUAAAGUACAGGAACGUAACUUGGCUAAACGUUCUGCUAUUAAGUUCGUUACACAUCCUUGUAUACACAAUAACCUUUAUUAAAGUUUCAUUCACUGCAUUGUACCGAAUACGCCUUAGAAACCUGUGUGGCACACUGUCUGCGUGCCACAAUCGCCGGCCUCGGUUUUGACUGCCUCACAUCCAUACCCACACACUGGCUGUGCCUCACGCCAAAACAUCACUGGUACUUUCGGGAGUUUAUAUUUGCACAUGUGAAUACAAAUAUAAAUAACAAUAAAUGCUUAAAGUGUCUAUGCUCCCCAAAAAAAUUAUAUAUAAAUAACAUUACCAUUUAAAAGUUAGAUGAAAAGUUAAGUAUAGACUUAAACUAAAAUAAAGUGUCUAUUUCUCCGAGCUUCCAGCUCAUUCCAGUCUUUUUAAAGUUAUUGCCAACCUGAUAUAUUAGGAACCAAAUUUACCAGAAUUAAAUAAAAUUAAGUUAUUAACAAGUAAAGGGAAUAAACUAAAUUACAAGAGUAAUUAAAUAAAACUGAUUUUAUUAAAAUAAUCAGAAAAUAAGUUCAAUAAUUAAGAAAUGAAAUACAGUUGGAGGUGAGGUGGAUUUAUGCUGUUAGAUAUUCGUUUAAAAUUAAAACUUGUUGUUUAUAAAGUGAAAGUUACAAAGUUGGCAGUCGGAGCGCACUUGUAUCCUGAGCUGGGUGGAAUGGUUACCCCAAUGUGGGUGGGCUGCAGACUUGACAAUAAUGACAUCAGAAAAAUUACAAUAACUUUUAGUUUCCCUGGUUUUUCCUUGGGUUUUGAUUGUCUAAUUUGGUUUAAGUGACUGACGGUUACAUAGGUGUAUGUAUUUUUCGUUCUUUAUUAUGUAAUGUUACUAAACGUAGAAAAUUGUAGCUCCUGUGAAAAAUUAAUUUAAAAAUGCCAAAACGAAAAUUGUAUUUUUGUUUAUAUCUAGUGUUGUUGAUUACUCCGCUAAACAGUGUUUUUCAAUUUCCACUGGAUUUCAAAACCCUAAAGUGGGAAUGCCAUGAAGUCUUGGCGAAAUUGUGAAGUAAAUAUAAUUGAAAACCAGAAAGUAUUAAUGCAUGGUUAUGAUACUAGCUAUAAGAGUAUAAUGAAAUAUUUAAAAAACAAUUUUCCAUGAAUACUUACUUGUUUUCAAUUCUCUAAAUGACACUGUUUUCCCUGUAUUCAAAGCACUUCAGGACUACAUAUUUUCCAGAAUCCAGUAAAUAGUUUAAAUUCCAUUUUUUUUUUCUCAAUAAUUUUAACAAUUUAACAAUUUUAAAGAACAUUUUAAAUUUACCUGACAAACAUUUCACUUCAAUUACAAUCACCUAAAUACUACCAAAUCCGCAAAAAAAAAAAACCAUUACAUAACAUACCCUUCUUGGAUGAUUCAUACAAGGUUAAAUAAUACAAAAUACAUAAAACCACACAAAAAUCUCACUUUUUCCUAGUCAUCAUAAAUGCUUAAUGAGACUCAUUCACACACUAAUAUUCUUAGAAAAAAAAAUCUGUUGUACAAAGAAUGCAGUACGUAUGUACUAGGUUAAAUAAUAGUGAAAUAUGACACAAUUUCAUAUAGUUAGUCUCUAAAAAAACUUGCUGCUACAUUUUCUGCAAUGACAAAAUCAAUAUAUACGUGACAUACUAGAUCUGUGAAUAACAUUAAUCAUACAUUCACAACUGUAAAUUUGCUCCACCUUGUACAUAUUCUAGAAUUUUAUCCAAACCUUAAAUUUAAGAAAACAUAAAUGUUCAAGUACACAAUGAAAAAAAAUCAAAGAAUAGAAUACAAAAAUCAAUAUAAACAAUUAUUUUACAUAUUUGAAUUUUAUCUGAAAUUAUUACAAAACUAUUUAACACCAUGAGCUAUUAGAUUUUUUUUUAUUUUUCUCCCAAGGAGACAAAUCACAAAUCUCGUAAAAAUAAUAUAUGUAUUUCAGGAUCAUGGAAAUGGUAAGAAAACAUAAUCUUUCCAGCAAAUAUUGACAAUUGCAGGAGCCGCUAAUUUUCCACAUGUACCCUAUUAUUUUUAUGUUGUUGGUUGUUCAUUCUGCCGUGUCCAUGUUGUCGACCGUGCAAGAGAGCCGUGUUGUGAAACUACGAGACUGCACCCAACGUUUGCUCCAUGAGUACGAUUCUUAGUUUUGGUUCGCUUGUUUCUGCUGAGUAGAGCUCUUUGUCAUCUUUUUUUUUUUUGUACAGUAUGCACUGUAAUAAUGUACUAAUUAAAAUUAACAGCAACAGGAAACCAAAGUACAAUGUCUUAGAUAAAAUAUCAGCACGUAUACAGAGUGUAAUAAAAUGAGACUUACUGUGUUAUAAAAAUGUUUAUAUUUUAGUUGAGUGUAAGGUACAUCUGAAUUUAUUUUACGAUAGUGACUACAGUAUGUACCUAACACUAGUGUGUAAACAGUUUAUUCUAGGCAGUUGGGCAUGUAUUUUGUUGAUCAUUGUUAUUUUUCUGAUUUCUUGUUUUCACUUUUGUGUCUAGUCAGUUUCCUUUGAAAUGUUUCAAUACAUAUUUAGGUUGUUGGAUUUCCUCUGAGAAUGUCAAUUUCAACUGUUAUAUGCCAAGUAAAAGGGUACGUAUGUUUGAAAGUGAGUUGUUUAAUCUGUACACUUGUUUUCAAAAUGUGUAAGGUUUUUAUAUGUAAGGAAUAUUGAGAAAAUAAACUAAAUGAAAAAAUGAA